Molecule: messenger RNA, 4175 nt
Organism: Oncorhynchus mykiss (rainbow trout)
Lineage: Eukaryota; Metazoa; Chordata; Actinopteri; Salmoniformes; Salmonidae
Source: RefSeq, a predicted model, not a curated record
CCCUUGGUUUGACUUGCACUCUUCCCCCGCCACCAGCUGUCUAGGAAUCAUGGCGGAAUGUAAAAAGUCUACCUCAUGUCCGUCUCCAGCUUCAGAAAUGACCUCUCUCGCUAGAGCUUUGUCCCAUUCAAGGUUGAGUCAACCUGAUCAGUCUGUGUUCAAGUCGCAUACUUCUGUUUACCGGAGCAAUGUGGUACAGCCAGGCCGACGGAGGAGGUUGUCGAGCAGCAACAGUGUUGAGUCUCUGGAUGUGAGCCCCUGUGCUGAAGCGCGAGUCUUGGUCAUCAACACCGGAGGAACAAUCGGGAUGAUGUACCAUAAUAACGUGCUGUCCCCAGAGCCUAAUGCGUUUGUGAAGGCCCUGCGAAAGCUUCCCAUCCUCCAUGAUGAGCAGUAUGCCCUGCAGACCCGUAUGUACGACUACUACAGCACGAGUGACCCACAGGAGAACACCCUUGUCCUGCCGAUGCCGACAGACCUCGCUGAUGAACUAUCAAAAAGGCUGUGCAAACAAAAUAAGAGGAUAGUGUACACUGUUUUAGAGUACAGCCCCUUGCUGGACUCUUGCAAUAUGACCACAGAUGACUGGGCUACAAUUGGGAAGGACAUUGAGAAACACUAUGAGAAGUAUGACGGUUUUGUUAUUCUCCACGGCACGGACACCAUGGCCUACACAGCAUCCGCUCUGUCCUUCAUGUGUGAGCAUCUGGGGAAGCCUGUCAUCCUCACCGGCUCCCAGGUGCCGAUCUAUGAGAUGAGGAACGAUGGAAGAGACAACCUGUUGGGGGCGCUGCUGAUCGCUGGUCAGUUUGUCAUUCCUGAGGUUUGUCUGUAUUUCCACAACAAGCUGUACCGGGGCAACCGUGUGACCAAGGUGGAUUCUGGGAGUUUCAAUGCCUUCAAUUCUCCUAACCUGGCUCCUCUGGCCAAUGCUGAAGUGGAUAUUAAAAUUAACUGGGACACGGUGUGGAGAGCAAACACAACCUCGCGGUUCAGAGUGAGCACUCAGAUGAACCGUAACGUGGGUCUGCUGAGACUCUUCCCAGGCAUCACUGCGAUGACCGUGAAGUCCUUCCUGCAGGCGCCCAUGGAGGCCAUCGUCCUGGAGACGUAUGGUAGUGGAAACGCCCCUGACAACCGUGCUGACCUGCUUGAGGAGUUCCGGAAUGCCACAGAGAGGGGCGUGAUCAUUGUCAACUGCACCCAGUGUCUGAGGGGUUCUGUCACCACAUCGUACGCCACUGGAAAGGCCUUGAGUGACGCAGGACUGGUGGCAGGCUGUGACAUGACUCCUGAGGCUGCCCUGUGCAAGCUGUCCUACGUGCUGGCCAGGACGGACCUCAGCAUAGAGGCCAAAAGAAAGAUGCUGAGUCAGAACCUGCGGGGAGAGAUGAUCGCUGACCUGCAGGGGGCCAAGCUCACUCUGAGUGACAGUCGCUUCAUCCAGGUCAUCGCCAAGUCCCUGAGCAUCAGCUGUAAGGAGGAGUUAGAAGCUGUCCGGGAUGCUCUGACACCCACCUUAGCUUGUGCCGCUUCUAAGAUAGGAGACUUGGAGGCCUUGGAUGCCAUAAAGGAGAUGGGCAGUAACUUAAGUCUGGGGGACUAUGAUGGACGUACCCCUCUACACAUCGCUUCCUGUGAGGGCCACCUCAAUGUGGUGCAGUAUCUACUGAGCCAGGGUGCCACUGUCUACGCCAAAGAUCGCUAUGGGGACACACCCCUGCGCAAUGCUGUGCGCUUCAGACACAAAGAGGUGGUGAAGCUGCUGAGAAAGACUGGAGCUCAUUUCUCCAGGGAUGAGUUGGAGGAUGCCGGCUCAGAGCUGUGCAGUCUGGCAGCCAGUGCUGACAUCAAGGGCCUGGAGAUGUGGCACCUGGCCGGGGGAGACCUGGACACGCCAGGCUACGACGGGCAGACGCCGAUGGAGGUGGUGAGUGUUUGGGACUGGGAGCCUCUCUCCAACUUACAAACAUGGAUCGUAAAGGAUGUGUAGGGUAAGGGUAACCCAGACUAGUUAUGUAACAUGGAUAGUAAAGGAUGUGUAGGGUAAGGGUAACCCAGACUAGUUAUGUAACAUGGAUAGUAAAGGAUGUGUAGGGUAAGGGUAACCCAGACUAGUUAUGUAACAUGGAUAGUAAAGGAUGUGUAGGGUAAGGGUAACCCAGACUAGUUAUGUAACAUGGAUAGUAAAGGAUGUGUAGGGUAAGGGUAACCCAGACUAGUUAUGUAACAUGGAUAGUAAAGGAUGUGUAGGGUAAGGGUAACCCAGACUAGUUAUGUAACAUGGAUAGUAAAGGAUGUGUAGGGUAAGGGAACCCCAGACUAGUUAUGUAACAUGGAUAGUAAAGGAUGUGUAGGGUAAGGGUAACCCAGACUAGUUAUGUAACAUGGAUAGUAAAGGAUGUGUAGGGUAAGGGUAACCCAGACUAGUUAUGUAACAUGGAUAGUAAAGGAUGUGUAGGGUAAGGUUAACCCAGACUAGUUAUGUAACAUGGAUAGUAAAGGAUGUGUAGGGUAAGGGUAACCCAGACUAGUUAUGUAACAUGGAUAGUAAAGGAUGUGUAGGGUAAGGGUAACCCAGACUAGUUAUGUAACAUGGAUAGUAAAGGAUGUGUAGGGUAAGGGUAACCCAGACUAGUUAUGUAACAUGGAUAGUAAAGGAUGUGUAGGGUAAGGGUAACCCAGACUAGUUAUGUAACAUGGAUAGUAAAGGAUGUGUAGGGUAAGGGUAACCCAGACUAGUUAUGUAACAUGGAUAGUAAAGGAUGUGUAGGGUAAGGGUAACCCAGACUAGUUAUGUAACAUGGAUAGUAAAGGAUGUGUAGGGUAAGGGAACCCCAGACUAGUUAUGUAACAUGGAUAGUAAAGGAUGUGUAGGGUAAGGGUAACCCAGACUAGUUAUGUAACAUGGAUAGUAAAGGAUGUGUAGGGUAAGGGUAACCCAGACUAGUUAUGUAACAUGGAUAGUAAAGGAUGUGUAGGGUAAGGUUAACCCAGACUAGUUAUGUAACAUGGAUAGUAAAGGAUGUUUAGGGUAAGGGUAACCCAGACUAGUUAUGUAACAUGGAUAGUAAAGGAUGUGUAGGGUAAGGGUAACCCAGACUAGUUAUGUAACAUGGAUAGUAAAGGAUGUGUAGGGUAAGGGUAACCCAGACUAGUUAUGUAACAUGGAUAGUAAAGGAUGUGUAGGGUAAGGGUAACCCAGACUAGUUAUGUAACAUGGAUAGUAAAGGAUGUGUAGGGUAAGGGUAACCCAGACUAGUUAUGUAACAUGGAUAGUAAAGGAUGUGUAGGGUAAGGGUAACCCAGACUAGUUAUGUAACAUGGAUAGUAAAGGAUGUGUAGGGUAAGGGUAACCCAGACUAGUUAUGUAACAUGGAUAGUAAAGGAUGUGUAGGGUAAGGGUAACCCAGACUAGUUAUGUAACAUGGAUAGUAAAGGAUGUGUAGGGUAAGGGUAACCCAGACUAGUUAUGUAACAUGGAUAGUAAAGGAUGUGUAGGGUAAGGGUAACCCAGACUAGUUAUGUAACAUGGAUAGUAAAGGAUGUGUAGGGUAAGGGUAACCCAGACUAGUUAUGUAACAUGGAUAGUAAAGGAUGUGUAGGGUAAGGGUAACCCAGACUAGUUAUGUAACAUGGAUAGUAAAGGAUGUGUAGGGUAAGGGUAACCCAGACUAGUUAUGUAACAUGGAUAGUAAAGGAUGUGUAGGGUAAGGGUAACCCAGACUAGUUAUGUAACAUGGAUAGUAAAGGAUGUGUAGGGUAAGGGUAACCCAGACUAGUUAUGUAACAUGGAUAGUAAAGGAUGUGUAGGGUAAGGGUAACCCAGACUAGUUAUGUAACAUGGAUAGUAAAGGAUGUGUAGGGUAAGGGUAACCCAGACUAGUUAUGUAACAUGGAUAGUAAAGGAUGUGUAGGGUAAGGGAACCCCAGACUAGUUAUGUAACAUGGAUAGUAAAGGAUGUGUAGGGUAAGGGUAACCCAGACUAGUUAUGUAACAUGGAUAGUAAAGGAUGUGUAGGGUAAGGGUAACCCAGACUAGUUAUGUAACAUGGAUAGUAAAGGAUGUGUAGGGUAAGGGUAACCCAGACUAGUUAUGUAACAUGGAUAGUAAAGGAUGUGUAGGGUAAGGGUAACCCAGACUAGUUUUGUAAGAUGGAUCAUUAGGUUUUCUC